AUGACUUUCGCCUACGCCACCUUGCUUCACGGUGAGGACUACGUGGCAGGCGCACUUACCCUUGGAAAUACCCUUAGAGAGUUGGGAACCAAGGCCCAAUUGGCUAUAUUGCUAGACAAGGCCAGUGUGACGGAGAAGCUGGUUUCAUUAGUUGAAGCCGUCUACGACGAUGUUAUUGACAUCAGCGAGUCUCUGGUGCAGGCACCAGUUGAACACGUGGCUCUGAAGCUAGGACGAAGCGAAUUGGCCAUCACGUUUUCCAAGAUCCUUCUUUGGAACUUGAAGUACGACCAUGUUGUUUUUCUUGAUCUGGACACGUUGCCAUUGAAGCCGUUAGACGGGCUUUUCGAAGAGUUCAAGGGCAUCAGUACGCUGGAGAUUGUGGCUGCUCCCGAUAAUGGGUGGCCUGAUUUGUUCAAUCUGGGUGUUUUCUUGAUCAAGCCGCUGAAGGCUGUUUUUGAGGAACUUCUGGAAUUCGCCAAGGAGCAGCCUUCUUUUGAUGGAGCGGACCAGGGGCUUCUUAACGAAUUCUUCACCCUUUCGCCAGGCAAAUACUCGUGGAAAAGGCUUCCGUACCUCUACAACGUCACUCCUUCAGCACACUACCAGUAUGUGCCAGCCUUGGAGCGUUUCAAGGACGAUGUAAAAUUAGUGCAUUUCAUUGGCGCUGGGAAACCGUGGCAUGCCCGUUCUGACGGAGACGAGCAGUUCAGGCUGCUUUGGUGGUCCAAGUUUGACCAGUUCUACGAGGACGAGUCUGACAGGAUCCACCUUUUGCUGAGACCCGGCGAGGCGCAUCUGUUGCGUUUCAACAAAUUGGAAAACGUCUGGGACGAGAGCAGUCUUCCUGCAAUUGAGGAUUUGGCUGUUGAUGAACCGGAGCCUCCAAAGAAGGUGUUUCCCUGGGAAGAACGAGAGCGUGUGCAGCCCACCAGGGUGUGGGAACCGGUGAACUGGUCUAGAGAAAAGCAACCGUCGAGAGAAAGAAGAGUCAGUUUGGAAGGCCAGACGGAGGCCAAGAUCCUGCUGGUUGGAACGGGCAGAUCGUUACGGAGAGCCAGUAACCAGUUCAACGAGGAUCUGAAGUUCAAUCCGGAGAAAUCGCUUGAGGAGGUUUCCAAGAUGCCGUUGAUGUUUUUGGCCAAGAAGAAGAACGAGAAGGAGGGAGAGAAGUGA
Candidozyma duobushaemuli is the source of this 1176-nucleotide messenger RNA. It is a transcript of the gene GLG2, whose product is annotated as Glg2p. Gene Ontology annotation, molecular function: glycosyltransferase activity. The coding region runs from base 1 to 1176 and encodes 391 amino acids. The transcript has a single exon. Lineage: Eukaryota; Fungi; Ascomycota; Pichiomycetes; Serinales; Metschnikowiaceae. Gene Ontology annotation, cellular component: cytoplasm. The record is from RefSeq and is a predicted model, not a curated record.